Triticum dicoccoides is the source of this 3377-nucleotide messenger RNA. RefSeq names its product pentatricopeptide repeat-containing protein At2g22410, mitochondrial-like. The transcript has 4 exons. NCBI's taxonomy places the organism in Eukaryota, Viridiplantae, Streptophyta, Magnoliopsida, Poales, Poaceae. Gene Ontology annotation, molecular function: RNA binding; protein binding. The record is from RefSeq and is a predicted model, not a curated record. Gene Ontology annotation, biological process: RNA modification. The coding region runs from base 1 to 1989 and encodes 662 amino acids.
AUGCGCCAUCACGCUCCGCCCGCGCGGCCACCUCUGCCUUCCCCGGGCCCAGGGGCGCCACCGCCGCCGCCCCGGCCGGCGUGGAACACCAACCGCAACCUGGUGGUGACCCACCCGCUGCUCGCCCUCCUCGAGUCCUGCGCCUCCUUCCCGCGCUUCCUCCAGCUGCACGCGCUGCUCACCGUCUCCGGCCUCGCCGCGGGCCGCUUCCCGGCGUCCCGCCUCCUCGCCUUCUGCGCCCUCUCCACGCCGCCCCGCGUCGGCCACGCCGCCGCCAUCCUCGCCCGCGCCCCCGCCCCCGGCCCCAACGCCUACAUGCUCGCCACCAUGAUGCGCGCCUUCCUCCGCGCCCGCCUCCCGCGCCGCGCCCUCGCGCUCUUCCGCCGGGUCGUCCGCGACGCCCUCCCCGCCGACGCGCGCACGCUCGUCUUCGCGCUCAAGGCCGCGUCCGCAGAGCACGGGACCUCGUCCGCGGGCGGGGAGGGCGUCCACUGCGUCGCCCUCAAGUGGGGGUUCGUUGGCCGGAGCGCGCUCGUCGGGAACGCGCUGGUGCACUUCUACGCGGACCACGGGUCGUUGGCGCGUGCGCGGAGGGUGUUCGACGAAAUGUCCGAGAGGGACGUCGUUUCCUGGACGACCAUGGUGGACGGGUACGCGCAGAGAGGGAUGGCUGAUGACGCCUGGCGCGUGUUUUGCAGGAUGGUGGUGGCGGGGGGCCAGCAGCUGAAUGAGGUGACGCUGGUUGCGGCGCUGUCGGCGAUCGGUCAAAUGGGACUGCUAGCGCUGGGGAGGAGGGUGCAUCGGUAUGUUGCAGAGGGUGGUGUGGGUGGAAGUGUCAGCUUGGCGAAUGCGCUGAUCGACAUGUUUGGGAAAUUCGGGUGCGUGCCCUCUGCCAGGGAGGUUUUCGACGGCAUGGCUGUCAAGGAUGUGUACUCCUGGACGACCAUGGUUAACGUUUAUGCAAAGUGCGGCCAUUUGGAGAGUGCAGCCCAAAUGUUUGAGGAUAUGCCUAGGAGGAACGCAGUUUCUUGGAGUUGCAUGAUCGCUGCUUACUCACAGGCAAAUCAGCCUGAGGAAGCAGUGAGGUUGUUUAAAAAGAUGAUUGAAGAAAGUGUUGAGCCGAUAAAUGCUACCCUUGUGAGUGUGCUUCCGGCGUGUGCUCAGUUGGGUUGCCUGGAUCUUGGUAGGUGGAUAUAUGAUAACUACAUUGUCAGUGGCAAGGCUGUACUCACCGUGAAUUUAGGUAAUGCAUUCAUUGAUAUGUAUGCAAAAUGUGGAGAUUUGGAUGCAGCAUCAAGAUUAUUUGCUGAGAUGGGAGAGAGAAAUGUAGUGAGUUGGAAUUCGAUGGUCAUGGCCCAUGCUGUGCACGGUCAAUCUGAACAAGUCCUUCAUCUCUUUGAGCAGUUGAAAGGAACAGGUAUUGUGCCUGAUGAGAUCACAUUCCUUGGGUUACUUUCUGCAUGCAGUCAUAGUGGGUUAGUUUCAGAAGGGCGGCAGUAUUUUAAAGAAAUGAAAGUGGGAUAUCAGAUUGAACCUAAAGCAGAACACUAUGCAUGCAUGAUUGAUCUUUUGGGGAAAAGUGGACUUCUUGAAGAGGCACUCGAAGUUGCAAAGGGUAUGCCAAUGGAAGCUGGUGAGGCCGGUUGGGGUGCUCUUUUGAAUGCAUGCAGAGUGCAUGGCAAUGUAGAGAUUGGUGAAUGUGCUGCAGAUAAGCUAGUAAAACUCGAUCCAUCGGACAGUGGAAUAUAUGUACUUAUGUGCCAAAUAUAUGCAAGUAAAAGUAAAUGGGAUCAGGUGAAGACACUGAGGAUGUUGAUGAGAGAUAGAGGGGUAAAGAAGAACCCUGGAUGUAGUUCUAUUGAGGUGGAUGGAAAAUUUCAUGAGUUUUUGGUGGCAGAUGUUUCACAUGUUCAGUCAGAAGAUAUUUAUGCAGCAUUGAAUAACAUUUAUUUCCAUUUAAAAUUGGAAGGUUAUGUUCCUCUGACUUGACAUGAGUGUGACAAUGCUUUCUUCCUUGUUCAUGCACCUCAUAAUAGCCAUGGCUGUAGAUAGACAACAAAAACUGAGCAGCAGACAGCAUUUCCUAUAUUUAAAGCACAGCUUCGUGCAAUCGUGCUGUACAUAGUUUCUUCAACGACCUGCUGUGAUACAUUCAGUUCAUUCGACGGCCCAAGAACGAGAUGAAUUCCUGCUGCCUUAAGAAAGAAAUUCAUGGACAGAAAAAUAAGGGCCAUUCUGAUUUGUUAUGCAGUAUAUAGGUUUGGUCAGAUUUUGUCAUGUGGAGAAACUGUUAUACUGUUGAGUAACUCGAUUGACCCCUGACUAUUUCUAACUACCAAACUAUAGCCAGCUGUAAAGGUUUUCCAUGGUGAAACAUAUCCCUUCCAUUCUAGCACAACUGCAUUUGAGUAGCCAAAAUGCGCUUUGGAAAGGCUUUCUCAACAUUAUUAAGAUGCAUGUGGCCGGAGCAGUUCUGCGAUGGAGCUCGUUGAUUGGGGGCGCAUGCUUUCUCCAUGGAACAUGGCCCGCCCUUCCCCGCAUGAAUGACGAGAGGAGCAGGUGGGAGAAUGAAUAGAGGGAGGUGCAUGUAUCUGCGGUCCGUUUGAGCGUGAAGAAUCCAAAGGGAUCGUUCGUUCAACAGCUUCUCCCAAGCUCGGCCCCCACCCACCCCAAGAGAAGAAAAGAAAAAGACUUGAGAAGCCCCCCAGUGACUAGCUCAUACUCUCACCGGCCCUCACCGUGUUGGCCCAAAACAUUCCUCCCCAUCUUCCUUGCGAGGUCCAAGGCGGAGGCGUCCUGGGGAGCUGACCGCGCUCUCCCUCGAGCCAGCCGGCAGCUCCGUGGCUGAUUUUCUUCCUGAUUUCCUGGUCAAGGCACUCGAAGAAAUAACAUGCAUAACAACAGGAGAUCGCUGCUGAAUUAGCUCAUUUUCUGAAACAACUGCCCCAGGAACGCACCAUGGCUUUCAGGACGAAGAUGGUGGGGGCGGCCGCAUUCGCAAAGAUGGCCGGGGCUAUGAAGCUCACGGGAGGCCUGAAGGUCGGCGCAGUUGCUGCAGCCGUAGUAGCUGCAACCACGGCUGCUAUCUCCGGGAAAGACACGAACAAAUGCAAUCGCAGGCCGAGAACAGAUGAUGAUAUGUAGAUAUCCCAACGAAUUGUUGGAAGUGGAGUAGUACUGCUUGGAGAUGUCCAAUGGACCAACAUAGUAGCUCUUGGCGAUCGCCAUCAUUUUGCUUGCACUUUGUCCGCAGCUGCAGAUUCAGCUACCUUGUUUGCUUCUUUUUCUUUCUUCUUUCGUUAAUGUUUAUAUAUGUUGGAACUUGGAACCUGUAACAAUCAGAAAUGCCACGCCCAGAACUCCUGUUGACAACGUGA